AUGAGGCAAUCGCUUGCUGUCGCUUUACGUUUCGGCGCUAUUUGCCUUGCCAUAACCACCAUACUAAUCGGCUACGAUCUCUUUAACGGGAACGGAUACUUGGAGGCCGUAUAUAAGCCAUUUCGAAAUGGCGACCCAAAGAAGGGCAGCAACAGCCAUGCGACCAAUAUCACUACAAGCAUCACUCCAAGCAUCACUUCAAGCAUCACUUCAAGCAUCACACAUUCCAUGAACCCAUCGACUUCUUUGCCGACAUCAACUCCGACCUCUCAAAUCGAUUCAAGCAAUCUUCCAGACGGCGAUCCGGAACUCCUGAAAAGUGCGGGACGAUACAUCAAGUCCAUUCUCGACCCUGAUGACACUUCUCUCCCCCGGCUUGAAUGCCCUCGCAUCGACUCUCAACGCUACGGGUACCUCAACCCGAAUCUAAAGUACCAGAAGCGCAAGUUCUUCUUCGCCCUCAACAUCCGACAAAAGGUCGAUCUCCUCCCCCGGCUCAUGGGUUCCAUCACUGAAGCCAUUCGCUUUCUGGGCCCUGAAAACUGCGCCCUGUCCAUCGUCGAGGGCAAUUCCGGUGACGGGACCUACGAGGUCUUAAAAACUCUGCAAUCCCAUAUGGAGAACAUUGGCAUCGAGUUUCACUUCCAACACAGCGAUCUGGACCCAGGCGCCGGCGAGCGAAUCCCAAGGCUUGCUGAGCUGCGCAAUCUGGCCCUCGCACCUCUGCUAGAUCGCGGAAAGCACUAUUCCUCCGACGCUACAGUACUUUUUCUCAACGACGUUGCCAUCUGUGCAGAAGAUAUCUUGGAACUCGCCCACCAGCGUCGUCGAUUGGGAGCAGACAUGACUUGCGCCAUGGAUUGGACCUAUGUUGGGAACGACCCGACUUUCUAUGACGUCUGGAUCAGUCGUACCAUAGCAGGCGACUCGUUCUUUGAAAUUCCGCCUGACGGCAACUGGAACUCGGCUUGGAACAUAUUUUGGAACGAGGCAACCACGCAGCGGCUUUUCCGAGAUCACCGUCCGUUCCAGGUCUUCUCUUGCUGGAACGGCGCAGUGGCUAUCUCGGCGCAGCCUCUCCUCGAUCGAAUUAUUCGUUUCAGAGCACCUGGCCCAGGAGAGUGCUUUCAAGGGGAGCCAUCCCUCUUCUGUAAAGACAUGUGGAAUAAUGGCUUUGGGAAAAUUGCCGUUGUGCCUAGCAUCAACUUGGAGUAUAGUGAUGAGGCAGGUAGAAAGAUCAAGACAGCAAAGGGAUUCACAAAUCAGUGGAUCAAACCAGAUGAAGACGAGAAGUCGUUAGAUUGGAGAAAAGAACCUCCAGAGAAGGUCAAAUGCAUGCCGAGCUAUGAGAAGCAGGCAUGGGAGCCUUGGAACCAGGGAUUGGAAUGA
This is a messenger RNA of Colletotrichum gloeosporioides, 1389 nucleotides long. Its product is annotated as Alpha-1 3-mannosyltransferase CMT1. The coding region runs from base 1 to 1389 and encodes 462 amino acids. The transcript has 2 exons. The record is from RefSeq and is a predicted model, not a curated record. NCBI's taxonomy places the organism in Eukaryota, Fungi, Ascomycota, Sordariomycetes, Glomerellales, Glomerellaceae.